AUGCUCUUCUACUUCUUUGGUAGUAGUAACAUUAUAAUUUAUAAUCAGUUAUGGCAGCAAGGUUCUGAUAGAAAUACUGUAUUUAGGGAAGGAAUAGGGUUUACCAUGGGAUCUGGUAUUAGUAGUCUUUCGGCUGUAAUAGCAGAAGACAAUACAUCCCGAAUUUCUAGCAGAAAUGAAGGGGUAUACGGAUGUGAAAUUUGUAUGGCCGUCUUUUCUACUUUCAAACGUAAGCAUCAAUGCUGUCAGUGUACGAAGUACUUUUGCUGCAGCUGUUCGCUGAAGCAUCGGAAUCCUACAUAUCGAGGACACCGAUGCUGCUUGCGUUGUCAUGCUAUUAGUGGAGAUCAAAUUGAUCAGUCACGGGUUAUGUUACUAAAAGCAAAGGAUCUCAGAAAAUUUUUAGUUACGAACAACAUCCCAACAAGGACAUCACAAUCAAAAUUGGAGAUGGUAGAAUUAGUUAUCAGCCAUUUACAAGAUAUAUCAAAUUCAGAACUCGGCAUUAUACGAACCCCCUUAUUUGAAGAUGAAUUAGAAGGGUCUAGUAGUAAUAAUAAUAGAGAUAUUUUAGGUAAUUUGAACGAAGAUGUAAACAAACCAUUGCCAACUGAAGAAAUAAAAAACAAGGACAUUAAGCGGCGUAUUUCUCUGAGUGAUAUUAGGAGCGAAAAUGAUAUUCGAUUAUUAUCUGUAAGGCAACUUAAACAAAUAUUAGUAACCAACUUUGUUGAUUAUAAAGGAUGCGUCGAAAAGUGGGAAUUAAUUGAAAGGGUGCAUCGGCUAUACGUCUCGAAAGUCGAUACUGAAACCAAACGAAAUAUACCUGAAAAUAAGUUUAGCCAAGAUAUAGGAGAUAGAAAGUCCUCUAAUAACUAUGACAGUGAUCUAUGCAAAAUAUGCAUGGAUGCUCCUAUAACCUGUGUACUUUUGGAAUGUGGUCAUAUGGUUACCUGCACAAAGUGCGGGAAACGACUUGCGGAAUGCCCGAUAUGUCGUCAAUACGUUGUUCGAGCUGUACAUAUCUUUAAAGCAUAA
Trichoplax adhaerens is the source of this 1038-nucleotide messenger RNA. RefSeq lists its product as uncharacterized. The coding region runs from base 1 to 1038 and encodes 345 amino acids. Gene Ontology annotation, biological process: protein K48-linked ubiquitination; negative regulation of extrinsic apoptotic signaling pathway via death domain receptors; proteasome-mediated ubiquitin-dependent protein catabolic process. Gene Ontology annotation, molecular function: ubiquitin protein ligase activity. Gene Ontology annotation, cellular component: cytoplasm; plasma membrane. The record is from RefSeq and is a predicted model, not a curated record. The transcript is spliced from 7 exons. NCBI's taxonomy places the organism in Eukaryota, Metazoa, Placozoa, Uniplacotomia, Trichoplacea, Trichoplacidae.